CACACACACCGGCACGAUCGAGUGCACGACCGCGGGCGCAGCAGCCACCGAUCCGGCGGCAUCUCCGCCCUGCUCGCGCCCGCGCCCGCCGGAGAAGAAGAGCCUUCCAUGAGAUUGUUGAUGUCGCGCCGGCGCGGCGCCGGCGGCGGGCUGUGCAUCAGGAAGAAGGCCCGCGGAUUCAUGUGCGGGUGCGGCGGCACCAAGGCCAUCUCCAUCUCCGACGGCUCCGACAAGUCACCAACGGCCACGCCGCAGACCGCCGCGUCCACCACUCCCCUUACCGGCAUGUCGGUCACCACCACCACCACCACCACGACCAAGCCGACGAGAGGAGGAGGAGGAGGAGGGUACAGGCCGGCGGCGGCACCGUCAACCACGGAGGCUCCCUCCCUGUUCUCGUCCUCGUCCUUGUACGCGGACACCACCGACGACGGCCCCAGCAGCAUGGAGAGCACGCCCAGCCUGUCGGCGCUCCUGCGCCAGCUCGGCGAGCUGGAGCGCAGCGUCCGCUUCCUGCACUCCGCGGGGGCCGGAGCGGAGGAGGAGGCCGACGCCGGCAAGCUGCAGGGCAGCGGCGGGCGGCGGCAGCGUCGGGCCGUGGGCGAGGGCGGGUCCGGGCGGGUGGAGGAGAGCGUGGCGGUGGUGAAGGAGUCGGCGAACCCGCUGGGCGACUUCCGGCGGUCCAUGCUGCAGAUGAUCGUGGAGAAGGAGAUCGUGGACGGCGCGGGGCUCCGGGAGCUGCUGCACCGGUUCCUGUCCCUGAACUCGCCGCAGCACCACCACCUCAUCCUCCGCGCCUUCGCCGAGAUCUGGGAGGAGGUCUUCGCCGGGCACGAGCGCACGCCGGACGACGACUUCCUCGUCUCCCACCACCACCACCGCAACAAGAAGCAUCACCUGGCAACGCGUGGUGGUGUGGUGCUUGAGUCGUCGGGUCUGCUUUCUUGAUCGAUGGAUCCGUGACAUCGUCCGUCCACCCCCUUCCGUCGAUUUCUUCAUUUCUUGUUCGUUGCUGGGCUGGGCGGACGAGACUGCAGGGUUUUCAGUACUUGUCUUUUUUUGUGUGUCGAUUUUUUUGACGCAUCGGUGUCGUCAAGUGUGCUGUGUACACACGAUUGAUUGAACGGACAAUACGGACGUGACUGCAAGGUUCCCAGUAUGGUUUCCGUGG
Messenger RNA from Zea mays, 1171 nucleotides. RefSeq lists its product as uncharacterized. The coding region runs from base 109 to 948 and encodes 279 amino acids. NCBI's taxonomy places the organism in Eukaryota, Viridiplantae, Streptophyta, Magnoliopsida, Poales, Poaceae. Gene Ontology annotation, biological process: negative regulation of DNA-templated transcription. The record is from RefSeq and is marked provisional. The transcript has a single exon.